CCUCCAGCAGAUCCCCUUCACCGUGCCAGCCUCCCCACACAGCGCCGGUGCCAGGAGUGCUUUGAAGAAAGCCGAGUACCACUCGUUGGAUGACCCAACGGCCAAGUCCGAGCCUGGCUCUCCCACGGGAAAACGGCCGUCUGUUGAGAUACCAGGCGCCUACGCCCUGGGCAGUAUCGAUCCCUCGCUGUAUCGCGUGGCCGACGAGGACGACGACUACGACAUCCCCAGCGAGCACAUCGGGCGUGUCUGGUUCGCCACCGAGUACGAGCGGGAGGCCGAGAAGCUGAUGGUCACCCUGAUCAAGGCCCGGAACUUGCCCAGCAGGACGCAAGGGGUGGACAACGCCUGCGACCCGUUCGUCAGGUUAUUCCUGAUGCCAGACGAGAGGCGGUACCUACAGUCCAAAUUCCGCAGGAAAACUUGUCACCCAAAGUUUGAGGAGACCUACGUCUUUCAGGUGUCCCACAGGGCUCUAGAAGAGCGGGUGCUGAAGCUGACCGUCUAUGAUGUGGACAGACACAAACGUCACCAGGUCAUCGGUCACGCUCUUUACCCCCUGAGGGAGCACGCGAGCGAGAGCAACGUGCGUCUGGUCGUGUGGCGCGACCUGGAGAGGGAGGUCUCGGAGUGUACCACCAGCAAGGGUGAACUUCUCAUCUCUCUCUGCUACAACAAUCAUCUAGAACGCCUUACGAUUGGUCUUUUUGAAACACGUGAUCUUUGUGGCUCUUCACCGAUUGGCCAAACAAUGGAUAUUUACGCCAAGGUCAACUUGAUGGUGCAGAACAAACAGGUCAAGGCCAAGAAAACGGAAAUGAUCAAGAAGACGAGCAGUCCGAAUUUUAACGAGUCUUUUACGUUUAAAGUGUCGGUGACGUCAUUGGACACGGCAUCCAUCACCGUGGGAGUCAUGCAACACGUGAGCGGACACAAAGACAAACAGCUGGGCCGGAUAGUGCUGGGAUCCUUCAUGUUCGCCAGGGGCAAGGAACUCGAGCACUGGAACCAGAUGAUAACCAACCAAAGGGAGCAAAUCCUUCACUGGCACACUCUGUCUUAGCAAUCACGAGUUACCGUUCCUACAAAACCGGAGGAAGGGAAAAAAAAAUUUCACAUGUUUUCAUGAAAUUUUCAAGGCCUUAUGACGUCACGUCACCGCCUACAUUUACAAAUUCAAUUUUUUUUUUUGUUAAAUUUGUUUUGAAUUUUUUUUUGGGAAUAAACUUCACAUUUUUUCCCUACAUGGCAGCAAGCUAGUUAAUUAAUGUUUUUUUUUUAAUUAGACUGGCAGGAUACGCCCCUUAAAAUUCAACAAAUGGAUGUGGAAUGGUAGACGAAAUUUUUUUUUCUGAGAAGGUUUCAUAUGAAAGACAGAACUGUGACCUAUAGAACGGUGUAA
This is a messenger RNA of Physella acuta, 1402 nucleotides long. RefSeq names its product synaptotagmin-15. Lineage: Eukaryota; Metazoa; Mollusca; Gastropoda; Physidae. The record is from RefSeq and is a predicted model, not a curated record. Gene Ontology annotation, cellular component: exocytic vesicle; plasma membrane. Gene Ontology annotation, molecular function: SNARE binding; calcium-dependent phospholipid binding; clathrin binding. Gene Ontology annotation, biological process: calcium-ion regulated exocytosis.